Molecule: messenger RNA, 2652 nt
Organism: Stegastes partitus (bicolor damselfish)
Lineage: Eukaryota; Metazoa; Chordata; Actinopteri; Pomacentridae
Product: interferon gamma receptor 1-like
Exons: 2
Biological process (GO): positive regulation of osteoblast differentiation
Cellular component (GO): extracellular region
Molecular function (GO): growth factor activity; cytokine activity
Source: RefSeq, a predicted model, not a curated record
GAGUCUCAAAUGGCAAAGAAGUGUUCCAGUUCAACCUGUCCUCCAUCCAAAACUCCGAGCUCAUCCUCUUCGCCUCUUUUCAUUUUCUCCACAAGCGGCCCCGCCACCAACAGAGACCGUGGCGUUUCCGAAGGCCUCGCCACCCGUCCUCCGGCCUCCAGCAUCCCUAUCCUCCCUCCUCGCAGCUCCUCUUCCAUGGAUCAUCCUCAAAUUCGGCUUUUGCGGUACCGCUGGGAAACAUAACUCUGGCUCCUUUCAAGAAAGGCUCUUGGCAAACAAAGGAUGUAACUGCGGUGGUGAAACAUGCCAGGGAUGUCAAAGAGCUUGUGGUCACGGUGGAGUUUGAUAUGGGGUUUGGUGCAGCUCGGAUCCAGCAGAGGAGCCCUCCCAGCCAAGAGCGCCUCUCUCCAGCCAAUCUGCCGUAUAUUUUGGUGUACGCUGACGAUCAGGCGAUUGAUGAGCCAAACAGUGUGGCCAUGUCACUUCAGAGGUAUGGGCCUUUUCCCAUAGGGGAGGACACAUCCACCUCAGCCUCAGCUUCAAGGAUCCGGAGAGAACUUCAUCUCCAGAUCCAAACCAACGACAUCCCAGAGGUCCAGUUCAACACCUUGAAGAACCACGAACUGUGGCAGAACACGUAUUUCCCAGCUAAAGCCAAAGCAGCGGUCAAACCGGGAAGGAAGCAGGGCCAGCUGAGCAGCGAGGGCCUGAGCAAGCCCCAAGUGCUGAGCUUUGAUGAGAGGACAAUGAAGAAGGCCAGGAGGAGACAGUGGAGCGAGCCCAGGGUUUGCUCCCGGCGCUACCUCAGGGUGGACUUUGCUGACAUCGGCUGGAGUGAGUGGGUGUUGGCACCAAAGUCUUUUGAUGCCUACUACUGCGCUGGGACUUGUGGAUUCCCCAUACCUAAAGUGUCGCGUCCUUCCAAUCACGCCACCAUCCAGAGCAUCGUCAGAGCCGUGGGAAUUGUUCCCGGAGUCCCCGAACCAUGCUGCGUUCCGGACAAGAUGAGCCCCCUCAGCGUUCUUUUCCUCGACACAAGCAGGAACAUGGUGCUGAAGGUUUACCCCGGAAUGUCUGUGGAUACAUGCGCCUGUCGGUAGGGCCGGAGCCGACCGGACCGCUGGAAACUGUGAUCAAUAAAGAUGAGAGAAAGUGAGAAAGACGUAAAUGUAGACUCAGCAUGUAGCAGGAAGAACCGUGUCAGAUGGAGGAACAGUUGUGAAAUACACAUUGAGGACGAGUAAGAAAGGCUGAAGAACUUUUUUUCUGAGAUCUUGGACUUGUUGGGACUCUGCCAUGACCAGACUUUGCCUUAAGUUUUUCCUACUUUUCUAACAUUUUUUUUUAUAAAUGUCUGUCUGUACUUGGUCCACUUUCAUCUAGUUUCUCUACUCUUAAAAAAAUACUUAAGGAAGUGCCCUUAAAGAAACUUGUGUUUAUAAUUCUCUGUGUUAACUUGCUUGAUGGUGAUGGGCAGGUAGUUUUCAUUGAUCCUUAAUGAGCCUUUCUGGUCUUUUUUCAGUCUUGCUUUACAUUCGGGACAAUUCUUUUUGCCAGUUUUGACUUUGAGAAGGACUUGAUUUGCUCUGGUGUCAGCUUGUGUCGGACUCAACUGGACCUGGUUCUGGAAUCUGCUCAGACUCCUCACAAAUGGCCUAUGUGAGGAACCUGUACUGACCUUUUAGGUUCAAGUUUGAUGAGCUCAUUUGUAGACGAUCUAGGUUUCAACAGCCCCUGAAAUCUCUGGAACGUGUCUGCUGCUUGUCUUAUUUGUUGAUUUUAAGAACUGGACUUUGAUCAAACUGAUAAACUGCACACUGAAGGAGAAUUUCGGACCCAGAGGCUGCACAGUAAACAUGUUUACUUACUGCCAAAUAACCAACGAUUGCCAUGUAAAUACUGUAGUUACUAAUGCAAACUAAGUGGUACUUACUCAUAAGUGGUGUGGCACUCUGAGUGACACAUUGAACUGUUUAUCCUGCAUGAGAAGUCAUAUCUUCCUUAAGCUAUAUUUCAAUAGUAAUUUGUUUCUAUCUUGUAUAUAUUGAGUGUAUUUUGUAGAACGGUGAGCAUUGAAGCAUCAGAAGCGUCGUGUAACUCGGCUCUGCUACAUCGCAGGGUACAAAACAGUGCGUUGCUGCCACCUGCUGUGCAUUUUGUGAACGUUGAAAGGACAUUUUACUGUACCUCCUGUGGCUACAUACACACAUUAUUACAAUAUUGUUACAUAUACAAUAUUGUUUACUCAAAAUGACAUGUACAGUUUGAAAUAUGUACAGUAAUGACAGUAGAUUUCCAUAGUAACUAAAAUAUGUAUGCAUUUACAAUGAAUAAGUAUUUGGCUAAAGUGUCUUUAAAUAGUAACAUGAUGUGUUCUUUAACAGAUCAUACACAUAAUGUAAGCUUGGUGUGGAAAUAAACUGAAUUGUAUAUACAGUCAAUGAUACUGGCUAACAGGUUUUAUAAAAAAAUAAUAACAGUAUGUGUACAUUAAAGACGUAUCUUACCAUAAAUUACUGUAUUUCAGACGUAUACCUUAGAAUAUGUUAUAUUAGAUUGCAUAUAUGUUAUUUAAUGUUAUGAUAUUUUGGUUUACUGAUGUAUCAAGAUAUUCUUGAUUUUUAUUAAUUAAAUAACACAUUUGGACCAUGA